Molecule: messenger RNA, 5623 nt
Organism: Rhopilema esculentum
Lineage: Eukaryota; Metazoa; Cnidaria; Scyphozoa; Rhizostomeae; Rhizostomatidae
Cellular component (GO): cytoplasm
Molecular function (GO): transferase activity
Source: RefSeq, a predicted model, not a curated record
UUGAAACUUUUUUUACGUUUUUUCACCGAAACAUGAGAUCCAGACCUUAUCUUGAUGAAAAUGGAGGGAAAAGAAGCUGUCAGAUCUAAAGUUGGUCGACGUAUGGCAUAUAUUCUUCGAUAUGGUGCACUUGAAGAAGGUCUUAAAGUGUCCAACAAUGGAUUUACAAAAGUUGAUGAUCUCCUUCAGCUUGAAUCCAUGCAGCGUUAUACAAAAGAAGACCUAUUGGCAGAGGUUGAAAAGUUAACUGUUUCUGGCAAGAAAAGAUUUGAAGUGGCUCUUGACAAGGAUAAUAUGUUUAUUAGAGCAACUCACAACAGAAAGUUUGCACCGGCUGGGAAGCACAAGGAUAGUGAAGUGAACAGGCUUCUUGAAAUUUGUACAGCAUUUAUUUGCAAUAACAUCAAGAUUUAUGAUUUAGAGCAUUUUCCAGAUGAAUUUCUUUUAAGGCAAAUCUUCUACAGAUUAAAAUUCAAAAAGAAACUCACUAAUGCUGUACUUCCUAAUGUGAUUGGUAGAGUGAUGGAAGAAAUUGACUUCAAUGAUGUGUAUGUGACAGAAAAAACCAUUAAACUGGUGUGUAAAAGGUGUCCAGAAUUAAAGUCUUUGAGCUUGAAAAAUUGUGGAUACAUCAUCACUGAUAAUGUACUGAAAUGGCUUCUAAAGGAGUUGCCUAACUUAGUCAGUCUUAACCUCUGUGGCUGCGAUAGUAUCAGGGACAAGGGGCUGCAAGAAAUAUCAAAGUGGUGUAGACAAUUGAAAAAAUUGAGCAUUUCGUAUUUGCCUCUUGUAACAAAAGACGGGUUGACGUCAUUGGUGGAAAAUUGCCCUAGUCUUGAGCAAUUAUUCGUCCAGGGUAUUCCAGUGGUGAAUCAGAAUUUUGUCGAAGAGCUGCUGCAAGUAAGGGAAGUUAAUAAUUUAUCGAAAAUUGAAUUGAAGAUAUUUGCCUCUUGUAAUACAUCGUAGUUUUAUUUUGUAAACACUUAAGUUUCGUUUAUAGUUAUUCAGAAAUAAUUGUUAUUUUAAUACAGCUGUAUAUAGAAUACGGAGUAUUGGCAAGCAAUUUUUACAGAAGUUUCUUUAGACACGACACACUAACAGAUGUUGAAAAAUUUAUUCUCUCGAUUAAAUUGACUUUAAGUUGAUAUUCGAUUUGGUCUGUGACGAAGGCUAAUUUCGAGUUAAAUUAUCAGUCUCCUUUUCGAAUUAAAUUACCAGUCUCCUUUCCGAAUUGAAUUAUCAGUCUUCUUUCAAAUGUCAAUGUUUGUUUUAAUGGACUACUGCUUAAGUUGAGUGUUGCCACAGUCGAAGUUUCAUUACUGAUCUUUACUGGUUUGACUAUCGCGGGAAUAAACUUUUAUUUUUAACAUAAUCAUUUCGGCGAACUGCUACGUUUUUUUAGGAAAUCUUUACGGUAGAUUCCUUACUUUUUCCCAGAUACAUAUCAAAUUCGUUGCUUUUCCCUGCAUUUUAUAAAAGUCUUCUGAAUCCACCAAGCAAUCAUUUUUUUGUCAUUUGCGUCAUCUGAUCAAUUGAUUUCAUCAUCGUUCCUUCUCCUGUCAUUGCCAAAUCUUCAGAAUAAUACCAUUCUGAGAGCGAAAAACUCAUUGAAUGAAUGACUAUCUCUUCUAAUUUUAGCUCCUAUUACGCGUUCUCUUAAUUCAGGAAAUUCUAGCAAUCUUUGUCCUUGUCGUAAUUUUUAGCAGUUGUAUAGGUGUUGGUUCUUGAGAAAGGUCUACGUAACUACCAUAAUACUCGUUUACCACUGAACAUAGCAUUUCUAAUUCUUUAAUACCUCCCGCUAUUUAAAAAUGAUUCAACUAAUAGAAUAAUUUGAUAAAUUUCAAAGUGUUUCUGCUUCUACUUCAUUCUGCCUUGACUGUGUUUUUCGCUCAAAAUCCAUUACUCUUGCUUGCUUUUUAAUACAUAUUCUGAUUCACAUAAAUACAGCAUGCAAUACUGUGAUUGGUAUCUUUGUGUCACAUACCAUGAUAAGAUGCCAGUCAACGUAGAAGAAUUAAUAAUCUUUUCGAAGCGUUCGGUGUUCGUCACAAUUUGUGCCUAUCACAGUAGAUUUCAUUCAUUUUCCUUUCACACAAUUUUGAUAUUCUUGAACAACCUGUACUCAACACUUGACGAAUGCUAGAGUCGUAGCUUCAAUGUCUCAAAACACUAGAUUAGGAGGGGUCAAAAGCAAAAUACAAAAAGCAAAAUUCCACUCAUGGCCAGUGUAAACAACCAGAAGAACGAUUGAUCCACGCACUGUGUAAGUUGGUCCAACUCCUGUCAAAUGUUGGGGUCGGAGCUUCAAUGUCUCAGAACACUAGAUUAGGAGGGGUCAAAAGCAAAAUACAAAAAGCAAAAUUCCACUCAUGGCCAGUGUAAACAACCAGAAGAACGAUUGAUCCACGCACUGUGUAAGUUGGUCCAACUCCUGUCAAAUGUUGGGGUCGGAGCUUCAAUGUCUCAGAACACUAGAUUAGGAGGGGUCAAAAGCAAAAUACAAAAAGCAAAAUUCCACUCAUGGCCAGUGUAAACAACCAGAAGAACGAUUGAUCCACGCACUGUGUAAGUUGGUCCAACUCCUGUCAAAUGUUGGGGUCGGAGCUUCAAUGUCUCAGAACACUAGAUUAGGAGGGGUCAAAAAUACAAAAAGCAAUGUUCCACUCAUGGCCAGUGUAAACAACCAGAAGAACAAUUGAUCCACGCGCUGUAUAAGUUGGUCCAACUCCUGGCGUCGUUUUUUCGAGAUAUAUUUCUGAACCACGGAAUCUGAAACUGUUUCUAGUGAAAAUAACGAUCUCUCUUCAAAUUCAGUCAUUCCCUUAUCUUUUCCAGAGCUAUUUUCUAACAUGUCUUCGCUCGAAAAAGUUUUUUUCGUAUUUUCCCCAUGACAUUCAUUGUUCAUAUAGAUGGACGAGUCGUUGUCGUGGUCAGCAAGUCGAUUAACCCGUCGAAGCAUUGUGCCAUCCCUCCAUUCAUAAUAAGAAUUAUCAGGAUAAGUCUCUGAAUCUUUUAAGACGGCCAGGUUUAUGUUUUCUGGGCCCAAUGCUGGAAAAUUAUCGUUUUCUGGAGUUAGACAGUCGGCAGUUUUGCGCCUUACACAAAGGAGUGUUGCAAGGAAUUGGUUGACUACCACGCGAACAAAUCUUCCAGGCUGUAACUGCUUUCGCUUGAAUAUAUCUAUAAAGCAGCGGAGAAUAAGUGCUGCGCAUAUCUCUAUAAACACCGCAGUAAGAUAGAUUUCAAUUAACGGUGUUACCUCUGAAGUCGGUGGGACCAAAGUUGAUAACGACAUGAUGAAAAAAGCAAGAGACACGAAGUUUGUGCUUAGCAAUGUGACGCGCUCUCCAGAACUUGACGGUAGAAAAAACGAGAAUAUCGCAAGAAGAGCUAUUAGCAAGGUUGGUAUAAAGAUCUUGUAUAUAUAGUGCCUUGAGCGCCUUCGCAAUUGCAUUGUGUAUAUGAUGGACGGGAACGGCUCUGGGCAGCAUUGGUAGUACCCAAUUUUAUGUGCGACAUCGAUUUCUAGAAGGGAGGUAGUAAAAUUUGUAUAUGAGAUAUGAUUUUAAUUGAGGGAUGAUCUGAUCUAAAUAAAAGUGUAAAGUAAAAGGAUUUUGCAUUUGGUUAACUUGAUAGAAAUUGUGCUUGUUCCAUGGAAAGGUAGGGCUCAGUCAUAAUAAGACAAAGAAUAUGAAAGUGCCAUAAUUUGAUUUUAUUGCAUCCUAUGUAAAAAACAUAAAGAGCAGGGGGUAUUGUGAACCUGCAGGGCCCAAGGCUUAGCGUAGAAAACAUGGCAUGAAACCCCAACGAAAAAGGGUCCCAUAGACUAGUAACGAGACUUUCCAUGAAUCCUCGUUUUGGUGUACUGACCAUACUCUACUUGUCCCUCACGUAAUUUCUAAGUAACGGCAUAAUUAUGCAAGAACCGAAAUACCGGAGUGCCGUGAGGAGGCCUUGGCUCCCCCAAAAACUUAGGUAGCAUAAGUAAAAAUACUUUUAUUUUAUGUGUGACUGUUGUUACACUUAUUUAGCAGGGCUGCCCCCCCCCCCCAAACAUAAAAUUGUAUCUCGGUCUUUAAUGACAUGUGUAUGUUGACUGCAUACUUACUGAGUACUUUCCAGGCACUGUUCUCAGAGUAUUGUGAGAGAUCUCCUUGCGGAUUUUUGUAGCUUAUGUUGAAAACAUCUCCGGUGUAGGCCCAAGAGCCUAUUUCAAACUGACAACUUUGUUCGUCGAAUGGAAAAUAUUUGACAUUUAACUGGCAAAUUGUGCGAAAUACAAAGGGAAUUGCCCAGAAACAAUUACCAGAGUGGGUCACUAUUAUCUUUUCUUGAGCUUCUACGCUGAGAAGUUGGAAGUUUUCUUUCGCACUGAAAAAUAAAUAAUUGAAAUCUACCUAAUCCUAACAGAAUCGCUAAAGACAUAAGUGAAAAGUUAAAUAUAUUAGAACAAUCAAUAAAGUAAGUAAGAUAUUUCGAGUUCAGAAGUGAAUUUAUUAAUUGGAAAUGUAUCAACAAAAGUAAUUAAAAUUUUUUGCUUUGUAUCAAUUGGUGGAAAUACAGAUACCAAUACGGGAACUCUUUAGCGAAUAUAAACAGGUUGAGAUCAAAAAAUAGCUUUUAUGUGUAUCAAAGGAUUAUACUUAUUGUAAAGCGCCAUGUCAGGCUUCCAAAUGAUAUCUUUAUCAACUGAAAUGUCAUCUAUGUUUCCAAACUGAGACGUGUUCCACUUGAGGCGAUGAUCAUUCCAGUACUGAAAUGGUACAAAAGAAUGAUUUAAUCUGUUUCUACGAAAAAGUCUCACAAAAACAUAGGGGCAUAAUAUUUACAUCGUUGUAAGCAGAUUGUUUGAUUUACCUGUUUUACCCAACCAUUCCAGAUAAGUACUUGAUGUUUCUCGUCCUGAAAUAAAUGGUAUCAAUAAUUACACUUUUAAUCCAUGGAAAUUAAUUUUUUGCUUAAUGAUUCUAGAUAUCAUGCAAUGAUCUAAAUGUUUUUAUGGAACAAAACAAUGAUUCCAAUGUAUCUAAAAGUUGAAAAAAUACACAAUAUAUGCGUAAAAAAUGAGAGACGGUCAAAAAUGGCUAUUAAAAUUAAGAAAAUACGCAUGAAGCAACAAAAUUAGCCUUUUCAAGGUUUCUUCAAGGUCAUUUUAAUAUGGGAAUGUUUCCUGUGGGAAGCACGUUGAGCAACAGUCCUACCGUCGGGAGAAAAUCGAAAACUUGCUUGUUAAACUAGAAAAUCCUGUUUUUUUGUGUUUUUUAUGAGGUCCUUUAUUUCACACCCUGCUCUCUCCAAUGUUCUCUCCAACUUACGCUCCGUUUUAGGUCAGGAAAGUGAAAGAAACGCUCUCUGAUUUCCAAAUCAAAAAUUACUCACCAUAGAUAUGAUCUGAGUCAAUCCUAAAUCCACUUGAACUUGUAUUUGAUCGUGCUGAUGCCGUACAGGCCGCAGCUCUACGUUGUAGUUGUUAAGAAGUUUUGCAAACAGAGAAUUUUCGUAUCCGCUUAUCGCCUCUGUAAUACAUAAAAUGCUUUAAUAAACAAUCUACCAUCUUCAAUACAAAGCAUGUUAUCACGUCAAUAAAAAUAUGUUUAAAGCACAAGUUGUUUAUUCUUCA